AUGCUGUGGCUGCUGCUCCUGACCCUCCCCUGCCUGGGGGGCUCUGUGCCCGGGAACCCAGAGCCCGGCGCGGGGCGUGAGCUGGUGGGCAUCGUCGGGGGCUGCGACGUCUCGGCCAGGAGGUACCCCUGGCAGGUCAGCUUGAGGUUCUACAGCAUGGAGAAGGGCCUGUGGGAGCACAUCUGCGGGGGCUCCCUCAUCCACCCAGAGUGGGUGCUGACCGCCGCCCACUGCCUCCAGCCGGAGGAACUGGAGGCCUGUGCGUUCCGGGUGCAGGUCGGGCAGCUGAGGCUCUGUGAGGACGACCAGCCGACGAAGGUGGUUGAGAUCGUCCGUCAUCCCCGGUACAACAAGAGCCUGUCUGCCCAGGGCGGUGCGGACAUCGCCCUGCUGAAGCUGGAGGCCCCAGUGCCGCUGUCUGAGCUUGUCCACCCGGUCUCGCUCCCGCCUGCCUCCCUGGACGUGCCCUCGGGGAAGACCUGCUGGGUGACCGGCUGGGGUGACAUUGGACAUGGAGAACCACUGCCCUGGCCCCUCGGCUUGCGGGAGGUGAGGGUGAAGGUCAGGAGCAACGUCCUCUGUAACCAGAUCUAUUGCCGCCGCUUUCCUUCCAACCACACUGAGCCGCCUGAACAGCUCAUCAAGGACGACAUGCUGUGUGCCGGGGACGGGAACCACGGCUCCUGCCUAGGCGACACCGGGGGCCCCCUGGUGUGCAGGUGGAACUGCACCUGGGUCCAGGUGGGGGUGGUGAGCUGGGGCACCUUCUGCGGUCACAGCGACGUCCCCGGCGUGUACGCCCGCGUGACGAGCUACAUGUCCUGGAUCCACCAGCACGUCCGUCCCUUCCCUGGGGCUGCAGGGGCGUUCACGUGA
This is a messenger RNA of Cercocebus atys (sooty mangabey), 876 nucleotides long. Its product is annotated as mastin-like. The transcript is spliced from 5 exons. Gene Ontology annotation, biological process: proteolysis. Gene Ontology annotation, molecular function: serine-type endopeptidase activity. The record is from RefSeq and is a predicted model, not a curated record. Lineage: Eukaryota; Metazoa; Chordata; Mammalia; Primates; Cercopithecidae. The coding region runs from base 1 to 876 and encodes 291 amino acids.